Messenger RNA from Lutzomyia longipalpis, 3715 nucleotides. Its product is annotated as tetratricopeptide repeat protein 14 homolog. Bases 383 to 3532 code for a protein of 1049 amino acids. The transcript is spliced from 12 exons. The record is from RefSeq and is a predicted model, not a curated record. Gene Ontology annotation, molecular function: nucleic acid binding; protein binding. NCBI's taxonomy places the organism in Eukaryota, Metazoa, Arthropoda, Insecta, Diptera, Psychodidae.
AAUCGCGCAGUUGUCAAACAAUUUGUCAGUUUGUGUGUGUUUUUCAACAUCGGAAAAUUCCAUUUUUGUGUUGAAAAAUCUCAUUUUAAACUUUGCUGGCAUUGUUUUGGGAAACAUAAAUAAAUAAGUGCCGUACAGGAUUUUAACGACCACCCGGCAAAAAAAAAGUUUCACGACACCCCCGAAAAAAAAUUGUGUUUGCAGAGUUUUGUUAGAAAAAAAAUUAUAAAUUGAAAAUAUUAGGGCAAAAAGAAGUUAAAAAAAAAGUGCCAGGACAAUGGAAUAAUUAAUCAGAAAGUAUAUAUAUACUUCCGGAAGAAGGAGCUUAAAACGUUUUACGAUAUUUAUAUUUAAAAAGUUAAAGAGAAAAAAAAUAAAUAAAAUGAGCGGUGAAGCGUUAUCCGCAAAAUUAAUUGAGAAAUCCCUCAACUACCAUGGAAUGCCACUACUCAAGAUUUGGGAGGGUGAGAGGGGUGAGAGUGAUUUGACCAAGUUGGGCAUCCAAAAUCUCGAUUUUGCCGUCUAUCAGAUGCGACAGAAGAAUCUCACGUUCCAAGAUCGUGCAAAGCGUCUCAAGUUGCAUCAAUUCAUCUCCAAGAAUGCCACACAACUGUUCAGUGAGAGUCUCAUUGAUAAUCAUUCUGUGACAAUCAUUGAGGACGAUGAAUGGGGAAAAGAUACCUCCGUACAAAUACCCCUACUUGAGGCGCUCUUGCCGGCUGACAAAACAGGGAGAACCAGGCAUUUCUUUGAUAACGUCCAGCGUGGAGAUGUAAUUUUUGGGACUGUUAUGAAUAAAUCUACACCUGGCUAUAUAAUAAAAGUAGCUUGUUCCGCAGGCUCUCAAGAUAGAUAUGUUCAGGAUUUGGCGAUAAAGGCCUACGUACCGUAUUCAAAUACAACUUCAUCAGGUGAUAAAAAGACUGCAAAUCGUUCCCUUGUCCAAGGUAAUUUUGUAUGCUGUGAAGUGCAGGAAGUCACAGCGGAAACUGAGAAAUUGGUGUGUGAAAUGAAGGGAAGUGUAUGUAGAAUUGGUGAUAAAGAAUAUACAACGGGUCUUGUAACUUCUGAACAGUUUCCAGACUUUUACAAGAUUACAUCAGAGAAGAAGAAUUUUACAUUUGAGGAGAUUUUACAGUCAUCACCGAGCUUCAAAAAUCCCUACAGUGACGAAUAUUUGUUUGAAAGUGUUGGACUAUCUCCACGUGAGCAUUACUCCAUUAUGUCAAGCCUGCGAGGGAGAUUUCCUCAGCAGGAGUACUCCAAUGAAUUGCGUCAAGUCCAGGCAAGCAAAUGGGCUUUCCGUUCCGUUGCUGAGGGCAUUGAACAUUUCAAAGUUGGGCGUCAUUCAGAGGCAUUUCAGUGCCUAAAUAAAGCCCUAAACAUUGAUCCGCGCAAUGUGGAGGGAUUAGUGGCACGUGGGGCACUCUAUGCCAAUAGUGGGUCAUUCAAGAAGGCCGUGGAUGAUUUUGAAACAGCAUUGAAGCUAAAUCCAAGUCAUGCAAAUGCCCGAAAGUACAUGGGAGAGACACUAGUGGCCCUCGGAAGGAGCUAUGAGGAAGAAAAUAAACUUGAGGAAGCACGAAAAGCAUACCAGGAUUGUUUAGUUAUCAUUCCACAUCACGAGGAGGCUAUGAAUUCACUGGAGUACCUCAAGAAUCGUUCCCAGAAACAACCAUCAAUGCUGUUUGAACCGGGAGAAUUGGAACUUCCAGCACUCAACUUCAAUACAAAAGAGAGGAAAUUGGACGACGUUCUAGGUGGGGGGAGUUCAAAGAAGGAUAAAAAGUCAAAGAAGAAGAAACCAAAGGGGAAGAGCAGCAAAAAGUACAGCUCCUCCAGUGGAUCAAGUAGCGAUUCUAGUGAUUCCAGCGACUCGGACAGCGAUUCAUCCAGUGACACUGACUCCUCAUCAUCAUCAGGUUCAGAUGAGUCACAUGGUGGUAGGAAGAAGAAGGGCUCGAAGAAGAAGCGCGAGAAAUCCAUGUCACCGCUUAGCAAGAGAAUGGCCAUAAUGAGUGGGAAUGUGAGGGAUAGCAGUGAAUCGGCCAGCUAUCAAUUCAAUCAAUCGUACAUGAGUACGGAUAGCGUACCACAGGCACCACCUCCGCCGUCUGUUGUUGAUGACUAUGAGCUGAAGGUGCGGCAAUUCCUCGAGAUAACACGCGAUGAGGACAACUAUGAGGAGAAAGUGCGCAAAUUUGUCGAGGAGGCGUCGAAAUAUCGCAAAGAGCGAAAACUCAUGGAGGAGAAGAAUCGCAAGAAGAAGAAGAAGGAUGGGAAAAAAUCCAAAAAGGAGAGUCGCAAGAGGCGCAAAGAGAAGGAAGAGAAGCACAGGAAGAAGAGCACAAAGAAGGAUAAAAUUGAACUUGAUGAUUUGGAGAAUAAAAAGCUUCGUGAAGCUCUCAAAAUUUUUGAGAAACUACCCGUACUUGAUGAACUGGGGUCAAAGCUCUCUUCAAUCUAUGGCAAAUCAACGGAUAAUGAUGGAAAAAUCGAUGAGGAUUCAAAAGGAAAAGGAAAACGUCAAUCUCCGGAGAAGGAUGAUUAUCCAGAGGGAAAGUGGAAAAUGAUUUUCACAAAGGAUCAGAAGAAAGAUGCAAAACCAUCAACAUCAAAGGGGGGUAGUUCCCUGGCUAAACAACAUCCUUUUAUGGGUGACAGUGAGGAUAGCGAUACGGAGGAUAACUUGGGGCAACCACAACCGUCGACAUCAUCAAGUUCCUACUAUGACAAGAGACGCGGGGAUGAUGAGAAAAAACGCCGAUCUAGUCCACAUGGUGGUCAGAAGAAGUAUGAUGUCCCUAAAUCAGCUGCAAAAUCAACUCCGGUUGUUUUGGAUAAAUUUGGUAGUUUCCGCCUUGCUACGGCUGAUCGUACACCCCCAAAGGCUCCAAUGCAAUUUCAACGGCGCAGCCGAAGUCGCUCAAAAAGCAAGAAACGCAGCAGUUCCAGCCAAUCACGUUCACGCACACCCCAACGAAGACGUUCAAGAUCAUUGAGCUACACCAAGAGACGCUACAGUCGUUCCCGAUCGCGAUCCUAUCGCUCACGUACACGUUCCCGCAGCAAGUCCUACUCACGCAGUCGCUCACGUUCGCGUAGCAUGGAUCGGCAUCGUUUUGAAAAGCGCAGCUUCCGUGGGCAUGGAUAUGAUCGCGAUCGUGGGACGGGUUUCUACAAGUCGCGCUUCAAUCCACGCGGAGGCUAUCGCGGUCGCGGUGGGGGUUUCCGGGACAAUCGAGAUUUUCGUGGACGUGGCAGGGAUCGCCCAUUUAGGGCACGAGGCCGUGGGAAUCCACGGUACAUGUCGUCACGCGGACGUGAUGAUCACCGUGAUCGUCGCUAUGAUCGCGAUGGCAGCUACGAUCGCAACAGUGAUCGUGAAUCAAAUUACGACGAUCGGCGGGAUAGGUUCAGCAAGAGAUCAUCAAAGGAACACCGGAGGAGCAUAACACCAACAAAGGCCAUGGAUAAGGGGAAAGGUGAAAUGGAUGAUGUAACCACCUCAGCAGCUACAGCUGAAAAUUAAUUAAUUUGUCGAAAAGAAAAAAGAGAAAAACUAUCAUCCUCAACACCCCCACAUUCGCUAUUUACCUAUAUAAUCUAACUUACAUAAAACAUGAAAUAUAUAUAAUACAACAGCAUGAUUUUAUCUAGAAACUCAGCUGUUUGCGAUUGAAAUAAAUAUUCUUGAAAUUCUUGCAGAGAAAAA